This is a messenger RNA of Neodiprion fabricii, 2292 nucleotides long. Its product is annotated as putative malate dehydrogenase 1B. The transcript has 12 exons. NCBI's taxonomy places the organism in Eukaryota, Metazoa, Arthropoda, Insecta, Hymenoptera, Diprionidae. Gene Ontology annotation, molecular function: oxidoreductase activity, acting on the CH-OH group of donors, NAD or NADP as acceptor. The record is from RefSeq and is a predicted model, not a curated record. Bases 1 to 2247 code for a protein of 748 amino acids.
AUGACAGACAACCAGCCAUUAAUCCUGGUAGCUGGCGUCAUGGAGGACCAGGUGUUCUCCCAUGUGUGCUAUGUUGCUAGUCAUUUAUCCCAAACACUACCGAAUUUUAGAUUUGAAAGGAUUUGUAAGCAAUGCGAAGAAUGGGAACCGUGGUUGGAGAAAAUUUGCAAAACACGGGGCUGGUCACACGAAAAUUCACCUCUUGUAUGGCGUGAAUUCGGAAAAUCUGCAGACAACUACGCCUAUAUAGGUGACGCAACUCAAUUCUGGGAAUUUAUUAGUGAAUACUACGGUAUUGAGUCCCAGCUUAGUAAGGAUGAACUGAACACGUUGGGGCAAGAUUGCAGUCAGGAAGCAGAAAUAAGGGCACGUAAGAAUACGUUGAUUGCAGGAAAUUCAAAACUACGUGUUUCAAUAUUUGGAUCAGACCGACAACUGUGUGAAAACCUGGCAAUUGACUUAUGUGCAAUUGAAAUAUUGCAUCUUGCGAAGGAGAUAGUUGUCAAACUGUACAAUCCCCCUGUGCCUAGUACAAGACUGAAAGAUGAAAUCAGAGAAAUCGAAACACCCUUUAAAAGCUCACCUGCUAUCAAAAUUGUGCAAUCACUGAGUAUUGCUUUGGCUGACUGCGACAUACUUAUUAUAUUAAAUGAAAUACCAAUGGAAAGUGGAGAAGCAAUAGAUUAUUGGUUAAAUCGUAAUGGAUCAUCCAUGCUUGACUUAGCAAGGCAAAUAAAUGAUUUUGCCCCAGAUUGCAUGAAAGUGGUAUUUUGUUCAGCUGGACCGAAUUGUCUCAAUGCCGGAUUACUUGCCUCUACAGUUACAAACUUGGAUGCAAAUAAUAUUGUCGUUGUGAGUAGUCACCUGGGAUUUGAAAUUUUGUGUGAAACGGCGAAUUUGGUUGAUGUAGCAUUAGAAGAAAUGGGAUGCCCUCCAGUUUGGGGUUUUAUAGGCAUAAACCAUUUUGUCGACAUGCACAAUACUAUUCAGAGACACGAAAUUUAUAGACCCAAUAACCGAGCAUUAAAAUCUCCUAACGGUACAACCUUGCCACUGGGUGCGAGGCACCAAGAGUUAAGAUCAAUAUUUUACAUGGUACAUGACAAGGACCCUGAUGUCGCUCUACUUGAGCAUAAAGUUUCGCUGGCAGGUGACUCUCAAAAAUGCAUAGCGAUCUGUGAUCUUCUCAGACUUUGGUACAACAAAAACAACAAUGUGGAGGAUGAAAUUAUUUCUUUAGGAAUAUGCUCGGACGGAACAUUUGGCAUUCCAAAGGGAAUAUUUUUCUCGCAACCUGUGUAUUUGCAACAAUUGGAGGAUGACAGUCGUCGCUGGCUACCGUGCGCUGAAUUUCCACAACCAGGUCAUCAAAACUGGAUUUUGAACAACAUGAUUGAAACUGCUCAAAUUUUGGCAGAGAAAAUAAUGUUUGGAACCUACACAAUAAGAGGCAGAGACCUUAUCCUGGAUGUUGUGGAUGAAAGCCUCAAAGUAGGAUUUCGAUCAAUCGAUACCGCUGCAAGAUAUGGAAAUGAAGGUGAUAUAGGCGAAGCCCUAAGAAUAUCUCUGCCUAAAUAUAAUCUGAAAAGAGAAGAUAUCUUUGUCACUACGAAACUCGCCCCGAGCGAUACUGGUUGUCCAGAAAAAGUUUACAAUGCUGUAAAGAAUUCUCUCUCAAAAUUGGGACUUACCUACUUGGAUCUGUACUUGAUUCAUUGGCCCGGCGCUGGGGCCAUCCCAGAGAAUUCCACCGAGAAUAUUAAAUUGAGAGACACAACAUGGAAAGUGUUGGCAGAUUUUCAAAAGCAAGGCAUACUCAGAUCAAUUGGUGUAUCCAAUUACCUUGUUAAACAUCUCAAAGAAUUGUUAGCGAAUGAUUAUGGUGUGAGACCUGCUGUUAAUCAAGUUGAAUGUCAUCCCCAUUAUCGUCAGGAUGAACUAAGAACUUAUUGUAACAAAGAAGGAAUUCACGUUCAAGCUUAUUCCUCUUUGGGCACAAGUAAAUCUAACGAACUACUCCAAGAUCCAACAGUCAACAGUAUUGCCACAGAAUACAAGGUAUCUCCAGCUAGGGUACUAUUAAGAUGGGCACUGCAACAGGGUAUUGGAAUCAUACCAAAAGCUGCAAAAAUGGAGCACAUCAGAGAUAACAUCGAUCUAAACUUUGUCAUAAACGAUCAGCACAUGAAAACCUUGUCCAGCUUACCUCAAAAAAAGUAUACAUGGGAUCCAACCAACGUCUGUUGAGUGGCAAACAUGUACUCGGUAUAAAUGCAUAAUACUUGCAAUGUU